Aspergillus sclerotioniger CBS 115572 is the source of this 298-nucleotide messenger RNA. RefSeq names its product 60S ribosomal protein eL36. Gene Ontology annotation, cellular component: ribosome; cytosolic large ribosomal subunit. The transcript has 2 exons. Gene Ontology annotation, biological process: cytoplasmic translation. Gene Ontology annotation, molecular function: structural constituent of ribosome. The annotation marks the transcript as partial. Lineage: Eukaryota; Fungi; Ascomycota; Eurotiomycetes; Eurotiales; Aspergillaceae. The record is from RefSeq and is a predicted model, not a curated record.
AAAACCACCCCUCUCAACACCCCCAAGACCCGGAUCAGCCGUACCAAGGGCCAGUCUUCCCGCCGCACGGCUUUCGUUCGUGAGAUCGCCCGCGAGGUUGUCGGUCUUGCCCCCUAUGAGCGUCGUAUCAUCGAACUCCUGAGAAACGCUCAGGACAAGCGCGCUCGUAAGCUCGCCAAGAAGAGGCUCGGAACUUUCGGCCGUGGUAAGGCCAAGGUCGAGGACAUGCAGCGUGUCAUCGCCGAGGCCCGCCGCACUGGCGCUCACUAAACUUUCAAUUUCUACCCAUCCAUCUCCU